This is a messenger RNA of Zasmidium cellare ATCC 36951, 393 nucleotides long. RefSeq lists its product as uncharacterized. NCBI's taxonomy places the organism in Eukaryota, Fungi, Ascomycota, Dothideomycetes, Mycosphaerellales, Mycosphaerellaceae. The record is from RefSeq and is a predicted model, not a curated record. The transcript is spliced from 3 exons. The coding region runs from base 1 to 393 and encodes 130 amino acids.
AUGCUCGUCACAUUCCUCCUCCCCACGCUCUUCGCAGCCAGCAUCAUCGCCAACCCCGUCGCUCCCGCGCCAGCUGCCUACACCGGUAACUGCAAUUCGCAAACCGCUUUAUUGGCGAACUGCCAGCCCCCACAAGUAUGCUGCGCUUCAAUGGGAGGAGGUGGAGGGUGCGUCCAAACAGUAUUGGUCGAGGCUGAAGAGAAGGAGUGGACUAUUGAAUAUUUAUCAGAAAAGGUUGGAUCCAAGAAUACAUUAUCCACCCGGCCACCGACACGCCUAAGCCACGCCAAAACCGGUGACCGGAGGCCCAGAGACGACACACGAUAUACGAAACGUGUCUCCUUCCGAGUCGUAUGGUACGAGCACUCUGCAAAGCCUCAUCGAUACUCGUGA